AUGAGUCAUUGUAAAUUAACUCCCAAGCUCUCUAGCCAAUCUCCUACCCUUCAUACCAGCUUAAAGAUCCAGUCCAGAGAGCCACCUUUUAAGAAAGAAGACUUACUGAUUUCAAAAGACUCCUUGGAAUCUGAUUCAGAAAGCCUCACGCGAGAGAUUAAGUCCCAGUCUGAACUUGAAGACCAAACCCUGGACAACUAUAUGGAGGCUGACAGUUUAGAGGGAGCAAGCCCUCUGCGGGCAAGCCUGAGUGAGACAGAGGGGGAAGCCAGCUUCAGAGCAGCUCAGACAGAAGGCAGGGAAAUCCUCCACAGUCAGGACGAUGGUAUAAAAAACAGUCAACAGUCACUAGAAGACAAAUAUUCAGACCUCCGAUAUGACCCAAACUGGAAGAAUAAAACAAAGGAGGGCAAGUUAUUGGCUAAACACACAUUACCCGAGUCUAUAGACAGCUGUACAGAAAAUCUGCCUUUGGAACCACUCUAUCCUUCCAAGGAGACGUCGAUGGAACUCUCGGAGGAGAAAGGCAAACAGGAGGAGAGCCCACAGAGUGAAGCCUCUUUACUUGGUAGGGAAUUUUUAAGCCCAAACUAUGAGCGUGGCACCUACGGCAGCGAGCCAUUUUCUGGGCUGAGCGACAGUGACCUGGAAGCGAAGUCUAGCACCUUCUCUUGGUACUUUAAGAGUUCAAGUUCACAUAAUGAGGUUUUCCUGCCAGGAUCCCGUAGCCCUCGGCGGAGAAAGUCCAGACAACAUUUUGUGGAAAAAAACAAGCUGACUUUGGGAUUAUCCACUCCUAAAACAGACUCUUAUCUUCGACUUCACAACAAAAAGACGGGGGAACAGAUUCCUCAACCAGAACAGUUUUCCUACCGCAUCAAAGUAACUGCCAAGACGUCUAUUCAGAAUGCCAGAGAGACUGCGAAGGCUGCUGCCCGCCAUGAAGACAGAUGGCACGACGGAGCCCAACAGCUAAAGGAUUACCAGGAACACUGGUCUCAAUAUGAAACUGCAAAAUCAAGCAGUCUACCAAGAGGGCAGUCAUCUGAACCAACCAACGGCCAGCAACCUUCCAGAAGACCAACCAAGCACAAGAUCCAAAAACUGCAUAAACACCAGCCUGGCCUGAAGUCUUUGGUGACUGAAGAGCUGGUGGUCAGCCAAGGAAGCCAGAAAAGCACUCCCAGACAGCAACAAAAUCAAAAUAAGCCUACUGAUACUUCCGUAAAGCGUGAAACGAUCGUGAUCAUGAAUGCUCGCAAUGACCUGCAGUACUCACAUGCUCUCCGGAGCCAGAAUCCCAAAGUCACCUCCAGUAAAUGCGUUCCACCACCACAGGCUUCUGAUAAGGCAUUAUAUAAAAACUCUACUGAUUAUCACUUGGUGAUGAAUGGUAAUACAGAAAGAGGACAUAAAGACCAAGAAGAGAAAAGAUUUUCAUAUCAGCAGCCACACAUCAACACUCUUUCCAACAUGGACUUGAACUACGUUAAUGAACUUCCUAAGAGACAGGUGCCCCUGAGCCGGAAGGGCUUGCAUUCUGUGUCCAGCAUCAAUGUCAGUGGAUCUACUGAAAAUAAGAAGCAACCCAAACAGACUUAUUCUGAGACAAAGUAUAAGAAUUUAGAAAUAUUAUGGAAAUUCCAUUCUUCCUCUGACAGCUAACCUGUUGGAGCUUCUCCAGAUUCACAGCUCACGCAGAUUAUGGAGCAGCACCAGCGAGCCUUAAUGCACCUGACUGAGGGGCAGCCCAGUGAAGGGGCCUUAUCUGGCGUCACGUUUCCACCUAUAUUGUCCAGGGUAGAAAGUGAAUCCCACUUCAGUCCAGAGAGAAGCCAUAGAAACCAAAUGAAAAUGAGUCGUAGCAAUUCCAAAGGCUAUUACCUUCAACUGGAAAAAGGAAAAAAGCCUAGGAAAAGCAGCAGCAUUAAGAGUUCCAAGCUGAAAGAUUAUCAGAAAAGAGACGUGAAGCUUGGAGGCCUUGGACCUGACCUUGAGUCCAUCAGACACAAAAUGCAGAAGUUAAUACAACAGAAGGAAUAUGCCAAGCAAGUGAAGCAGAAUAACGUGAAGGCGCUCUCCACGUUGUCAAAGCCACAAACAGCAAAAACUGAAAAUAAACCUGCCAUCCCUCGGCAGAAGGCUUUGGAAUAUGCUAAGACCAUCCCCAAACCCAAACCUUCAAAUCUAACUGGUCAAACAUCAAAAGAAAAGAAAACUCCAACCUAUGCUGGAAAAGAAGACACUUCACCUGAAAUCUCCCUGCUGGAAAUACUGCAGAGCAGACACGAAAGGGAAAAACAGGCUGUUGCUGCUUUCAAAGUCCUUCACAUCGUGUAGACAAUAUGUGUGCAGGACACC
Manis javanica (Malayan pangolin) is the source of this 2361-nucleotide messenger RNA. The record is from RefSeq and is a predicted model, not a curated record. NCBI's taxonomy places the organism in Eukaryota, Metazoa, Chordata, Mammalia, Pholidota, Manidae.